Paramormyrops kingsleyae is the source of this 2573-nucleotide messenger RNA. RefSeq names its product tRNA aspartic acid methyltransferase 1 (gene trdmt1). Gene Ontology annotation, molecular function: methyltransferase activity. Lineage: Eukaryota; Metazoa; Chordata; Actinopteri; Osteoglossiformes; Mormyridae. Gene Ontology annotation, cellular component: nucleus. The record is from RefSeq and is a predicted model, not a curated record.
GUUCAUCUAUGUGUAGUUCAUAUUCACAAUAAAUGACGUAAUUAUUGCGAUUGUUAGUCACUAUAAAUGUGUAUAAUUAUAAAUGAUAUUGACCUUGAGUAAACCUGUAAAAAGUUCGUUCUAAGCCCGCAUAAAUGAGGUUAAUAGGAAAACGUAAUGUAAAACAGCCUUACAUUAAGUAUCACUGGUAAAUACGCGCGCUCGUGACAUUGCCUGCUUUAAUUAAGGGGAUGCAGCUACGUCAUUCAGAAAGCUCUUUAUUUACAGCUGGUUGUUAUGGUUACGUGAAUAAACAGCAGGAUGGAAGGCCGUUGUAACUUUUUCAUUUCUUUGAGUUGCAUCUCACAAAGUUGAGGGAAAGACUUUCGAGUUUCGAUCUUGACAACACUUCCAUACAACAAAGGCAGUAUAUUGUAGUGCAUGUUGAAAAUGCCAGGAUUUUUAUGAAUAGCUACUCUCUUUAAAACUGUUAUAAUUUAGCCUUCACUUUCACCACAUAGUUAGCCUACUUGUUUACACCAAAUGCAGAUUAAUCGUAGCAAAAUGCAGUGCUAUGGUUAAAGAUUGGAUUAAGCAGAUGGUUCCUAGUCCAAUUUACACUGAGGUCAAUGCUAAGCAAUGUAGGCAUUACCUAAUUUAAAUACAUUAUACUGUACAUUACCGUUGGUAUUCACUGACUUAUUUAAGAUACACUUUCAGAAUCAUAUUAAUUACAGAGUAUAAAAUUAGCCUAUGUUCACCAAUUACGAAAUGCUUUACUACAUGAGUAGACCUAUUUAACAUCCAUACAUUUCCAAUAUGUUGGGAUUUAUAAGUUUUAAACUCUUACAAAGCAAUGACACAUUGAACUUCUCUCAUUUUUAAGACACUGAUAGCCUAUACAAAACACAAAUGCAACACACAAAACACCUUCAAAACCUUUUGAAUGGAUAAAUUGUAUUUUAAACCGAUUAAUAUUAGUACAAUGAGAAUAGGUCGUACUUUAAACAAUAAUUUAAUCUACUAAAAGAAAACAGAUCUUCUAGCUACUAUUUGAUACAAUUGGACCGCAAGAUGCAGAGCGAUAAGAUUGUAGUGGUCCUAAAGUAUCCGGAACGUUUCUUUGACGGCAUUUUGAACAGACGGACUGUAACACAGAUCUUCACACGUGUUCGUGUUUACGUUUCACCCGGAGUGUCGUGCUGCCCGGCGGACAUGAGUUCACUACGAGUUUUAGAGUUAUACAGUGGAAUCGGGGGCAUGCAUUUUGCAUUGAAAGAGAGUGGCAUUCCUGCAGAUGUGGUGGCCGCCGUGGACGUCAACACCACAGCCAAUGAGGUCUACAGGCACAACUUCCCCAACAUCCCCCUGUGGUCCAAGACCAUCGAGUGCAUAACGCUGGACGAUUUCAACGGUCUGGGUUUUGACAUGAUUUUGAUGAGUCCCCCCUGCCAGCCCUUCACCAGAAUCGGGCUGCAGGGUGAUGUGGCUGACAGCCGCACAAAGAGCUUCCUCCACAUCCUCCACAUUCUGCCCAGACUGGCCAAGCCGCCCCGGUUUCUGCUGCUCGAGAACGUCAAGGGCUUUGAGACCUCCUCCGCCAGAGACUCCUUGGUAAAGACACUGAAGGAUUGUGGGUACCACUACCAGGAGUUUCUCCUCUCCCCGACAUGCCUGGGCAUCCCAAAUUCAAGGCUGCGCUACUUCCUCAUCGCCCGGCCACAAGAAGAAUCAUUUUCCUUCCAGACGACCACAGAGAUUCUGGAGGUAUUCCCAGAUGCACAGGCAACCCCCGCCCCCAAAGCCCCCCCCUCGCCUGACUUGGUCAACGGGGGGGAGGAUGGGGGUCGUGUUCUAUACAAGCUGGAGAGGCCAUGUGAUCUGCUGAGGAAGCAUUCCCAGGACAGCGACGGCUCCGUACGUCUGCUCCGGGAGUUCCUGCAGGAGGAAGCAGAGAUCGGGGACAGAGGGCGGUACCUGCUCCAGCCACGGACCCUGCUGCGCUACGCCCUGGUCUUAGACAUCGUCCAGCCCACCUGCAGGCGGUCCGUCUGCUUCACCAAGGGGUACGGACAUUAUGUGGAAGGCACUGGCUCCGUGCUGCAGAGCCGUACGGACAUUGAGGUAGAAGACGCCUUCCGGGCUUUCGGCACGUUGUCUGACGAGGAGAAGCUGGGGCAGCUUUCAAAGCUCGAGCUGCGAUACUUCACCCCGCGGGAGAUCGCCAACCUGAUGGGCUUCCCCUCAUACUUCGGUUUCCCCGAGCAGUCAUCACUGAAACAGCGCUACCGACUCCUGGGGAACAGCCUCAACGUGCACAUUGUGGCCAGGCUCAUCAGGCUGAUGGUGUCGUAGUGGGACGACCGGACCACCCUCAGAGCUGCCAUCGCAGGUGCUGCUGCAGGCGGCCAUUUUGGUUCUGAGCAAAUGUCAAUGUGAUGCCAUAAAAUGGCAACAGGAGAGCUUCAAGACAGCACGCUCGUAACCAGCUUAUUUUGCUGUCUCACUGUUGUUAUUAUUAUUGUUGUUGUUCAUAAUUAUUAUUGUUUUAUAUGUAAAUUUUCUUACUGCGAUGAAAUAAAGUAUUUUUGUAA